AUGCAACCUCAACACCGCUCUACUGAGGUAAUUGUGAUUGGGGCAGGAAUAGGAGGCCUUGCCGCCGCAAAAACCUAUUUCGAGUUGUCGCCCCUGAUAGACCUCGUGAUCGUCGAAAAGCGACCAACCCUAGGCGGUGUCUGGUCAGAAGAAAACUGCUACGAGGGCCUUAAGACAAACAAUCUCGGCGGAACAUACGAAUUCACCGACUUUCCCAUGGGAGAAAAAUAUGACGUCAAAGAAGACAGACAUAUCCCUGGCGCCGCGCUGCACUCAUAUCUAAAUGACUUCGCGGACAAAUUUGACAUCCGGCGUCGGAUCUCCUUCAAUACUCAGGUUCUAGAGAUCGAAAAACUCGGUCAAGGCUGGCGCCUAACUACCCAAACCAGCGACUCCUCUUCAUCAAUAAUGUAUACAUGUGACAAGCUUAUUAUUAGUAGCGGGCUGUCAUCAACCCCUAACCCAGUCAAUAUUCGCGGCAUUGACGAGUUCGAAAGACCAGUCAUCAAUCAUGCGCAGUUGCGCGGCAAGGGAGAGCGCAUUGCCCACGAUCCCAAUGUCAACACUGUUACUGUUAUGGGGGCUUCAAAAACAGGAUACGACGUCGUGCACAUGAUGGCAUCAAAUCACAAGAAGGUGCACUGGGUCAUUCGUGAGUCUGGAGGCGGUGGGGUCUGGAUGGCAUCUCCAUGGGCCAAAUUCGCGGGAGUCAAGACAAAGUUGGAGUUGCUUGCGACCACAAGGUUCUUCACAUGGUUCAGCCCAUGCAUCUUCGGUGAUUUUGACGGAUUCAGCUGGAUCAGAAAGAUCCUGCAUCAGACUCGUUUGGGGAGAUACUUUGUUCACAGAUUCUGGGAGAACAUCAGGGCAGAUAUCAUAUAUCUGAACGGAUACAGGAAGGAGGAAUGCUUGCGAUACCUCGAACCCCUCGAAAGUCUAUUUUGGUCUGCGCGAGUUGGAAUCCUUAAUUAUCCAGUUGAUAUCCACGACUAUCUUCGCUCUGGCCAGGUGAAGAUCAUACGGAAAGACAUUGACCAUCUAUCCGGACCCGGCAUCGUCACCUUUUCAGAUGAUACCAGUAUUCAAACAGACGCGUUAGUUGCCAUUACAGGGUGGAAGCUCGCCCAAUCGGUGGUGUACAAGCCUGACGGCCUGGACAGCAGUCUCGGCAUUCCGAGCAGCAAUGCCAGCGAAGAAGACAGAAUUUUGUGGCGACAACUAAACAACAAAGCCGAUGAAGAGAUAUUGGGUCGUUUUCCAUGCCUCCGCAAUCCUCCACCAGCUGUCCCCUACAAGCAGGAUGUUAGUCCCUUUCGACUGUAUCGUGGCAUUGCACCUCCAUCGCUCGUGGCGAAGGGCGAUAAUUCUAUUGCGUAUAUUAAGAUGGUCCACAGCACUAGCAACAUGAUUAUUGCAGAGUGUCAGGCGUUGUGGGCUUACGCGUAUCUUAACGGGAAGAUCACUCUGAACGAGACGAAAGUGUACCAUCAGACCGCUCUACUAAGUCGUUACGGAAAGCAUCGUUACCCCUGUGGAUUCUCGGCAUGGUAUCCAGAAUUUGUCUAUGACGCUAUUCCAUAUGUGGAUAUGCUUUUAUAUGAUCUUGAACUCAACCGCUGGAGAAAACCUACGUUAAGAAAAGAGAUAUUCGAAGGGUACACCAUCCAUGAUUACAGGGGGAUCACUCAGGAGUGGCUGAGGCUUCAAACACGGGCGGAUUAA
This is a messenger RNA of Penicillium cosmopolitanum, 1722 nucleotides long. RefSeq lists its product as uncharacterized. Bases 1 to 1722 code for a protein of 573 amino acids. The transcript has 3 exons. The record is from RefSeq and is a predicted model, not a curated record. NCBI's taxonomy places the organism in Eukaryota, Fungi, Ascomycota, Eurotiomycetes, Eurotiales, Aspergillaceae. Gene Ontology annotation, molecular function: NADP binding; flavin adenine dinucleotide binding.